AUGCUAAAUUGUUCGAAUAUUUUUCAUGAUGUUAGAACACAAUUUAUUUUCAUGACAUCAUUUCUAAAUUUGAAGAACCAUGCAAAAUAUGUUGGGUGGCUUUGACCAGAAGGAGAAAUUCUGCUAAAAAUGAUUCUAGCUAUAUUUAUUAGCUCGGAGAGAUGCCAUGCAACCGGUUAGUUCCGAGACUUAAUCUUCAAAAGGUAAGAGUUACACUUUUGUUUAGGAUUUGUUUUUGCACAUCAAUUUGAAGUGGCAGAUUUGGAACUGCAAAGCAGCAGAGAUUACACUUCUAUCUUCUUGAAACGUCUUGAAAGGGAGUCCAUGAGCUAAAAAGUUGAGGUAAAAAUUUUACUUGUCACGAAUGAUUUUACGUGUCAAAUCACCCACAGGUUAUCCAAAAAUCAACCAGUAGGUGUUGUGACCUCCAAAAAUACCCACUUCUACUGCCAUUUAACUGUAAUCUUGGUCUUUCCACCUGGGCAAUUCUGUUUUUUCCCUCAAAUAAAAAGUUUCAAGAGGCACUAAUUCAGGUGAGUUUAAAUGAAUAAAUGUAUCCACCUGACAAGGACCGUUCUUGAGGGUUGAAAAGAGCACAGAGGAAAAAAAGGAGGGCGGAAGGGCGAAGGGGUUGAGGAGAGCGAGCUUUGCUUUGAGUGGUAGUGGGAUAGUGGUUGCGUCAGAAGUUGUGAAAUCUUCCUAGUCAAGGCUGGGAACACCCCUCAUCAAUUCCCAGCAGAAGGGCCGGCUAGCCAAUUUUCAGCCUGGUAAAGAGAGGGUGUGCUAGAUCCCUGAGCUGGGCGUUUGCAAGGUGCAUCAAUAUCACUGGCCUUCAGUGGCUGAGGCGCUCAGCUCCGCACUCACGCGUCGCAAACUUUCUGCAAGUACAACUUUUCGACGGAAAGGAAGGGGGGACUGGGGGGCACGUAGGGAGGAGGGGGCGGGAGGCAAGUGGGGCUAGAAGCGAAACCAAAGAUUGAGGCUAGCAUGAGGGCGGAUGCCCGCUGAGCCGCGGGCCUGAAAGGGAGCCAAUCGGACAGCCCCGACCGCUGCCAAUCAGACGACUCCCUCCAAUCCCACCCGUGCCAUUUCCAAAAUCUCGGUCCCACUGUGCAGCUCAAAUGUGGUGUUCGUUCUGCCAAUCGCUGGAGGACAGAGUGGGGAAAGGAAUAAGAGGAGUUAGGAGACAAGGACAAAAGAAGUUAAAGAGCGCUUAAUAUAUACAUGUUUUUGAAGGCAGGCAGAGGGAAAAAAAUAACAACAGUGAGGGUAUAUGGGCCUGAUUGUGUAGUACUGAUGGAGCCCCCUUUGAGCAAGAGGAAUCCGCCGGCGCUGAGAUUAGCAGAUUUGGCAGCGGCUCAGCCCCAUCCUCAUCAGAGUAUGACAGGCUUCCCCGGACUGGGGAGUCAACCCGCUCAUUCCCACCACCACGCUGCAGCAGCCGCAGCCGCCGCUGCAGCUGCAGCUCAUCUCCACCCCCGGGAUCUGGGGAGUGACCCUGGAGUGGCCCUCACUCCGUUCGGACCCGAGCACAUGGCUCAGGCGAACACGCUCAAACUCAGCCCUCCCUCCCAGCCGCUUCCAGCGCACCCCGAAGCCCAGGCGGUUGCAGCUGCUACUGCCGCGUUCGCCUUGAAGUCCGGCGCGGGCAACUACCCCAGUGGUGGGGGCAGUGCAGCGCAGUCUGCACCUCCUCCCCCAGCCCCUCCCCUUUCCUCCUCCUCUUCCCCCUCUCCUCCUCCCCCUCCCCCUCCCCCUCCUCCUCCUCCACCUCCUUCUGCCCUCGCGGGCUACACCGCCACCAACAGUGGUGGUGGCGGCGGCGGCUGCGGCGGUAGUGGCAGCAUUAGCGGCAGCAGCAAGACCAACAGCAGGGACUUCAUCCUCAGGAGAGACCUUUCCACCACGGCCCCCGCUGCUGCCAUGCACGGGGCGCUUGGAGGGGAGCAGCAUUCCCGGGCAGGCUCCCCCCAGCACCCACCCCCGCCUCCCCACUCUAGCAGCAUGUUCAUCUCCUCGACUGGAGCCUAUGCGGCCCCGGAUGGGUCUGGAGGCGGCGGCGGCGGGGGUCCCGCGCUGUUCCCUGGGCUGCAUGAGCCGUCUGGGGGUCCAGGGAGCCACCCCCACCCGCUGAACGGCCAGAUGCGCCUGGGUCUGGCCGCGGCGGCUGCGGCGGCCGCGGAACUCUAUGGUCGUGCUGAGCCGCCCUUUGGACCCCGUUCCGGAGACUCGCACUACGGGGCAGCGGCUGCAGCUGCCGCCGCCGCCGCCGCGGCAGCUUCCCUGCACAGCUACGGCUCCUUGAACUUAAACCUGAACCUGGCAGCGGCGGCGGCGGCGGCGGCGGCCGGGCACGGGCAUCACCAUCACCACCACCACCCUCCACCUCCCGCACCUCCACCACCUCCGCCUCCUCCGCCUCCCCCUGCUCACCACCCCCACCAUCACCACCCCCACCACCCCGGGGCGGCGGCGGCAGCGGCCGCGGCCGCUGGGGCCUUCCUCCGGUACAUGCGGCAGCCAAUCAAGCAGGAGCUGAUCUGCAAGUGGAUCGACCAGGAAGAGUUGCAGCUGCAGCAACAGCAACAGCAGCAGCAGCAGCACCCGCCGCCCCCUGCCUCGAAACCUUGCUCCAAAACUUUCAGCACCAUGCACGAGCUGGUGAACCAUGUCACGGUGGAGCACGUGGGGGGGCCCGAGCAGAGCAGCCACGUCUGCUACUGGGAGGACUGUCCCAGGGAAGGCAAACCCUUCAAGGCCAAGUACAAGCUCAUUAAUCAUAUCCGCGUGCACACCGGAGAGAAGCCGUUCCCCUGCCCCUUUCCGGGCUGCGGGAAAGUCUUCGCCCGCUCAGAGAACCUCAAGAUUCACAAGCGCACUCAUACAGGGGAGAAGCCCUUUAAAUGUGAAUUCGAUGGAUGUGAUAGAAAGUUUGCCAAUAGCAGUGACCGAAAGAAACAUUCCCACGUCCAUACCAGUGAUAAGCCCUACUAUUGUAAGAUUCGAGGCUGUGACAAAUCCUAUACACACCCUAGCUCUUUGAGGAAGCAUAUGAAGAUUCACUGCAAGUCUCCUCCACCUUCUCCAGGUGGUCUUGGUUACCCAUCAAUGGGGACCCCGAUAGGAGCCCCCUUGUCUCCUGUCCUGGACUCAGCCAGGAGCCGUUCUGCCACUCUUUCCCCUCAGGUCACCAAUCUCAAUGAGUGGUAUGUUUGUCAGGCCAGUGGAGCCCCAAACCACCUCCAUACACCUUCCAGCAAUGGCACCACUUCAGAAUCAGAAGAUGAAGAAAUUUAUGGGAACUCUGAUGCUGCAAGAACUAUUCACUAGAAAUAAUAAUACUAGUCAAAAUAAUAAUAAAAGUUUUCAAUAUGGAAAUCUUGGGACUAUUUCCUGAACUGAGACAAUGUAGAGCCUGAAGCAAACCGAUGGCUCAGACAUGCCACCUGGUUUAACUAGUCCUAUUUAUUCUGUAUGAAACCCUAUGGUGUUUGUAUACUUAAUUUAAUUAAGAUACUUGGAACUUUUUUUUCUUUAAAAAAAAUUUACCAAGCUGGACUAACUCAGUGAACUAAGUUGUAUGUUGCAGGGGGAUAGGGGGUGGGGGCUAAUAGGCCCAGGGAAAUGAAUGGACAGACAGAUCAGUUUGUGGAGAUACACACUGCCAGUGUCAAUGCACUAGUCAUUGUAAGGGAGGAAAAAGAGUAUUGAGGAAGGACUGAGACUACAAGUUAAGAAGGCCCUCUGCAUUUCCUGGAGUGCCUCUCAAAAACCUUUGACAACCAUUCUGUGGGCUGCUUUUUAGCCUAGUUAGGCCCUGAUUCUGCAAUGGCCUCUUGAUUGUAAACUACCAACUGCUGCAUUGCCAACAGAGUCUGGACUGCAUAUGAGUCCAUAAAAAUUUGUAAAACCCUUCUUUCAGUUCUGAGAUUUUGUAAUUUUUUUACUUUCUACACCUAAUGUCAUUGGCCUCUCCAUAACAUGGUAUUUUUAUAUGGGAUUAUUUCCUUGUUCCCCAAAUUGUAUGAUUUUUUUUUAGAAAAAAAUGCAGCAAUCUUAAUCUAUCUCCAUAUUUUAUACUACUGUGAUCAUUCAAGCAAAUCUGGAGAGAAAGCUGCUGCUAUUUGACAACUGUGAUACUGUGAUAUUUUAUAAAAUUUAAGAAAUUCAAGUGCUUUCUUUUCAUUUUGCUAAGUCUUUUUUUUAAAACCUAGAAAAUCAGAUGCUGCCUCUUUAAUGUGUCCAAACCACUUGUGUAAUAAAUAGAAUGUCGUUAUGUCAUCAGUUCUUGGAGAUGCCAAGGUAACAGUCAAGUCUAAGAAGCUGUGAUGCUGGUGUUAUGCUUCAUUUUUUCCCCCUGAAAGUUGUUUUUAAACGGACCAACCCCUCUUUUAUACUGUUGUGUAUCAAUCCUUUAAAAUGCUUUAUUUUUCCAAUGCCUCAAGCCCUGUUUGUAUUUUUUCCACCUGAACACUGAGCACACAAAACUCCAUGCCAUUUGAAAAUGACAGUGUGUAGUGUGUGAUUUACGUUUAAGGGGGGGGGGUUGUUAUAAAUAUUAAAAAUUUUAAAAGGUUUAUAGUUACAGCCAAACAGUGAUGAAUGUGUGGCCUUUGCCAUAGCUGUCAAGCUAGGAAAUAAAAGGUCAAGGACCUGGGACAAUAACUCUUAGUCAAUUUAUUUUCGGUUGGUACAACACAUCUCAUGUGCAAAAUGUUAGUCCAUCAUAAACAUCAUACAGAUACACUAAAGAGCACUAAUUUAUCCUCAGAGACCCUGAAGACACCCCCUCCCCAGGGUUUAGAAAAUUUGUUUUGUGUGCUGUGAGUGGUUGAUGUAGUCUUGUCGUUGUUAAUAACUUGUAUGUGAACACUAUUAUUUUGUACAGUUGAAUUAAUUUAUUUUCAGACACCAUCCCCCCACUUCCCAUCCCUCAACCCAAUCCCUACCCUCAUCCUUGGAAGAGUACAAAGCACACCAAAGAAUUAUAUUAUAAAUUUUGGUGAAAGAUUGUCAUUUAUGAUUCUGUGGUUUGUAUAAAAAAGAAAAGAAAGUUAAAAUAUAUUUUUAAGCUUACUUGAAUGAAUAGCAUAAUGUGAAAAACAAGACUCUUCCUGCAUGUCUCCUUUGCAUUGUGUUGGUUAUGAAGUAAUAUAUAUAGUUUAUAGAUAUAUUAUAUUACUAGUACAGUGCAUGGUGCUGUUACUUUGGAAGCCUUUAAACAUUGUCUUCAGAGUGUUAUGGUGACUAUAAAAGAUAUAAUCCCUGUUUUUAGAAAAAAAAGACAAAACUUGAAUACAAAAUAAUUUAACACUGGUAAAGUUUAUUUGAUUUGCAUAUUCUCACAUCCCUUCCAAAUAAACAGAAAAUAAGAGUAAGGUAUGGAUUUUGGGAGGUUAAUUUAUGUUUCAUAAAACUUAAUGAGAUAAAAAUAUUUCUAAUGUUUUAUUUAUAAUUUUUAAACUAUAGUUUGCACUAUACUUUAUUAUUCUCCAGAAUUAUUUAUUAUUAAAUGAAGGACUGUGUUACUAUUUUAUGUGCUUUUCCACACAUAGGAUUACUAAUUUUCCCACAGAUUUAUCAGUCCAUGAGACAGUCCCAAAUAUAGAAUCUGUACCUCCAAUAGAAAUCAAGCAAGAGUAAUUUUAAGGUUAAAAAAAAACCUAAAUAAAAGAGUAUUAUGUAUUGCCUAUGUUUUACAUAGCUGCAUAUCUGUGUCUAGCAAUACUUCUGUUAUUAAUGCAGUUCACUGGGAAGGUCUCUGGCCUACAAUAUCAUAGGCUCACAAUCAGAAAAUAUUUAUAAUUUGGUUUUACUUAAUUUGCUAUUUAUCUUAGGAUAUAUAGAUGUUGCAGAAACCCUGAAUGCUACCUGAAGGUUAAAUAUGUUGAAUUUAUGGUGUGUAUGUAUAUGUAUUAUGUAUUAUUCUUGCUUUAAAAAACUUGAAUAAUAUCCUUAGUAAUUGAGUGGGAAGGUGAAAACUAAAUGGAUAGCAUUUCUUUAAAGUUUAAUCUUUUUUUUUAAGUAAGAGAAAUAAAGGAAGAGGUGAAAAAGAGAGAGCUUUCCCCGAAAGGGACAGACUAUCCAGAGCAAAACCUGGAGUGGUCGAGUUCAAGAUUCUGAAUACAAGCUAACAUGAAAGCAACAAAAUAGCUAGUUUCAGCUUUCUCUUACAACUGAUUACUUGGGGAGGGUUGUGUGUGGAUAUCAGUGUAGAUCCAAAGAUGACCAUUUUGAUUUGUAAAUUCUGAGGCUAAAUUAGAUUCUGCUGUAAUGGUGAAAUA
Molecule: messenger RNA, 6284 nt
Organism: Dromiciops gliroides (monito del monte)
Lineage: Eukaryota; Metazoa; Chordata; Mammalia; Microbiotheria; Microbiotheriidae
Gene: ZIC5
Product: Zic family member 5
Exons: 2
Coding region: 1225-3330 (701 amino acids)
Biological process (GO): regulation of transcription by RNA polymerase II; central nervous system development
Cellular component (GO): nucleus
Molecular function (GO): RNA polymerase II cis-regulatory region sequence-specific DNA binding; DNA-binding transcription factor activity, RNA polymerase II-specific
Source: RefSeq, a predicted model, not a curated record